Molecule: messenger RNA, 1261 nt
Organism: Colias croceus (clouded yellow)
Lineage: Eukaryota; Metazoa; Arthropoda; Insecta; Lepidoptera; Pieridae
Gene: Hap40
Exons: 6
Coding region: 104-997 (297 amino acids)
Biological process (GO): vesicle cytoskeletal trafficking
Cellular component (GO): early endosome
Molecular function (GO): protein binding
Source: RefSeq, a predicted model, not a curated record
ACUCAAAGCGAUUUUUGUUUACCUAAUUAAUUUUAAAUAAAUAAUAGAUUUUUCUUAAAUCUUUUACUCUAUCGUAAUUAAUUCAAGCGCAAAAGUUUUCAUCAUGUCUACUGAUCUAAGUGCAAGUUUCAACGAGCAGUACAUCAAUAUAAAUACGAAACUUAAAAAACGAUUCAUGCGUAAGCCAAAUGUUUCUGAAGCCACAAACGAGUUUAUAGGGCUUGCAAUUCAGUGUGAACAUUCAGAGCAACCGUCUUUCGCUGGACAAACGUAUAUCGGUGCUGCGAAAUGUGAAGCAUCUGCUGGAAACUCACUUGGCGAAGCUGAACAGUACAUAAACGCUGCUAGACAGUUUAUGAAGGCUGAGAAAAAAAUAUCCGCUUUAAAAUUGUAUAGCCCUGAUAGAGAAAAUUUAGAGGCAGCAAUAGGAUGUUUCCUACAAGCGUUACAUAAGUAUCCUGAAAAGUCACCACUACGCACUUCUAUUCUGAUGGAAAUAUCAAAUGACCUUCUAGAAUUAGAUCAUAAACUGGAAGCUAUAGCAUAUUAUGAGCAAGCAAUAGACACAAUUGAAGAAGAGGCUCUUAAACUGAUGUGCUUGUUUAAGCUGAUGAAUAUGCAAAUUGAUGCUGGUAAACUUGAAAGAGCUUUGAUAACUGGCAAUACCAUUGUAGAUUUUGACUACCAUAAACCAGAGAGGAUAUUAGCCGAAGUACAAGUAUGCAGAAUUCUCCUUGCUCUUAUUGUUGAUAUGGACGAAGCAAACAGGACAGAAUCAUUGAAAAAAUUGCUAUCGGAUAUCAUGAAUGAUGAAGAUAAUGAUUCAAUACCAUUCAACCCUGACCUAAAACUGAAGUUACAGUCAAUCAUUAUAUCAACCAACAUGUCUGAUCAACAGGCCCUCAUCAAUAUUUCGUCAGACACUAAACUGCAUUUGACGACUCAGCAAAGUGAUCUACUUGAUAUGCUAAUUGAGAAACUACAAGAAGAGCAGUAAAAUUGUUGUUGUGAUUAUAAUAUCGAAUAUAUAAUAUAAUAAAUAAUGUUAUUUAAGGUUUCCCCUUUUUUUAAGAUUUGUGAAGUUAGUUUUGUCUCAUUCUAAACUACAUUUACAAAUAAUGUUGUUUAACUAUUGGACAUUUGUUUGAUAGCAUUUUAAACAGAAGUAUAAUAAAAUAUAUAUAUUUUGUAACAUUUUUUAAUUUGUUCAAUUUUUAUAAGCACAAAUGUUACAUUUUAUUUUUAAGUGUUAUUCUUGUGA